Messenger RNA from Fusarium venenatum, 657 nucleotides. RefSeq lists its product as uncharacterized. The record is from RefSeq and is a predicted model, not a curated record. NCBI's taxonomy places the organism in Eukaryota, Fungi, Ascomycota, Sordariomycetes, Hypocreales, Nectriaceae.
AUGUCGGACGGAAUCGCUCCAGCUAUAGACAAAGUCGGCGCACCUGCACCUACGGCCCCCGAAGCUGAGGCUGGCGCUCCCACCUUGGGCACAGCAGCUCCUUCAGAGCCUACCAAGUCAGAGGAGAGCAAGCCUACUGGUGGUGCCGGUGGUCUUCACGCUCCGCCAAAGCCCGUCGAGGUUGCUUCGGUUCCACAAACGCCCAUCAACAACAUGACCCCAGCAGGUGGCACUCCUCGACCUGUGCUCAACAUCGAAGAAGAGCCCAAGGAUUCGCCAAAGAACGAAGAUGAGAAUGCUUUCGUCACCACCGGCGUAGAAACAACCUCUGCGCCUACUGUCUCGGAGCCAAAUGAUGUCAACGGCACCAACGACGUCGCCGAAGCCGCUGCUGGGGAGAAGCGCAAGGCCGAAGAGCCCCCUGCCGCUACUAACGGCGCUUCUGCUCCCAUUGUAACAGAGAAGCCCGAAUCAGAAGAGCCUGUCGAGAAGAAGGCUCGCGUCGAAGAUGUCGCAGAUGAGCCGACAGCCACCGAAGAUGCUGCGCCAAACGGUAAGCAGGAGAAUGACAAGACUCUGAAGAAAGACAAGAAGGUUGUCCCUCCAGUUGGUAAGACGGCACGCAAGACGCGAAGUCAAGGCCCUGUUGAAGUCUAG